AUGAGUGAUCCAGUGGAUAAUAAAACAAACAAUUUAAACGCAUUACGUGCUGAUGUUGCCGAAACAACAAAUGUUUUGAAGGUAACUGUUGAAAAACUAGUUGAUCGAGGGGAUCGAUUAGAUGUAUUAAAUGCACGAGCUGAAGAUUUAAAUUCAUCAUCCUAUUAUUUCCAUGGCUCUGCAAGACGCAUACAACGAACUAUGAAAUGGCGCAAUUAUAAAAUUACUAUUUUUAUUGUUGUGAUCGUACUCAUUGUAAUUGGCGUAAUUAUAUUAAUCGCACUUCAUCCAUGGAAAAAAUAA
Molecule: messenger RNA, 303 nt
Organism: Rotaria socialis
Lineage: Eukaryota; Metazoa; Rotifera; Eurotatoria; Philodinida; Philodinidae
Source: the annotation of a GenBank genome assembly